Didymella exigua CBS 183.55 is the source of this 2565-nucleotide messenger RNA. Its product is annotated as ubiquitin-protein ligase Sel1/Ubx2. Gene Ontology annotation, molecular function: protein binding. Lineage: Eukaryota; Fungi; Ascomycota; Dothideomycetes; Pleosporales; Didymellaceae. Gene Ontology annotation, cellular component: endoplasmic reticulum membrane. The transcript is spliced from 3 exons. The record is from RefSeq and is a predicted model, not a curated record. Gene Ontology annotation, biological process: ERAD pathway. Bases 1 to 2565 code for a protein of 854 amino acids.
AUGAGGCCACGAUGGCAGCGGCUUGUGCCGCUCUUCUUUGUCAUUCUAGCGACACUUCUUUCCUUUACGACAGCACAGUACGGCGGCAGCGAUGCGCAUGCGCAGCAAAGACCAUUAGGGAGAAAGUUAGCACCUUCAGGAACAGCACAGUCCGAGGAGCAGCCGGCUUGGAAGUCAAAAUGGGGCACUACAGAAGAGAGGGAAAAGCAGGGCAAGGGUCAUGCGGCCUUCGAAGAGGCGACUUUAUUACUCCACAAGGUCAAGCCCGCGGCCACGCCCUGGUACAACUUUGACAAGAAUGCGGGUAUAAUUGGAGCAAGCGCAUACUAUGCGAAGGAACUGUUCUUCUUACUGUUCAUGAAUGGGCCCAACGAAUCGCAGCCUUUCACGACCAACCCGCAAUCGAAGAAACUCAGCCAGCCCUUGUCGCAAGCUGUCAAGCUGCUGGAAGCUGCCGCCGCUCAGAAAAACGUAGAUGCCAUUUACACGCUCGCCGAUCUGAACUUCUACGGUAAUUACUCACACCCGCGCAACUACUCCGAAGCUUUUCGACGAUACUACGAACUCGCGACCCUCGACGGAAAUGCCUCGGCGCAGCACAUGGUUGGGUUCAUGUACGCUACUGGCAUUGGAGGCGUGGUGGAGCAAGACCAGGCGAGAGCAAUGUUAUACCAUACCUUAGCAGCUGAGGGUGGCGACGUGCGAUCAGAGAUGACGAUUGCCUAUCGUCACUCCUCUGGUAUUUCAACGCCCAGGAAUUGCGACGAGGCUGUGCACUUCUACCGGGAGGUUGCCAAGAAGGCUGUUGCGUAUAUGCGCUCCGGCCCACCAGGAGGGCAUUCUAUGCCACGGGAGUCGUUCAGAAUCGCCGAUGAAGAGGGCGGUGUCUACGGCGAGGGCGCAAGCGCAAGCAGCUCGGGACCGAACGCCAAGACGGGGAGUGUUCACUCAGACGCCUACUCUUCGUUGGACGAUGUGGUGGAGUAUAUGGAUCUUCAAGCCAGGAAGGGCGAUGCGAGAGCAAGCUUUAACUUGGCUAAGCUAAACUACGACGGAGCGAGGACCUCAAAACGAGACCUACCGGCUGCGAAGAAGCGCUUCUUGGAGCUUGCACGCAUGUACUGGGACAAAAAUGGCAAGACAAAGCAGAACGUGUCUCCGCUCACCGAGAAGUUGGCAGCGAAGGCAGCCGGCUACCUUGGGCGUAUGUUCCUCCGUGGUGAGGGUAUGCCCCAGAGCUUUGACAUUGCCAGAACGUGGUUCAGGCGCGGUAUUGAGCACGGUGACGCACUUUCGCAGUACUCGAUGGGCAUCAUGUACCUGAAGGGGCUUGGUGUACCAAAGAAUCCUGUCAAGGCGGCCGAGCUAUUCGGUGCUGCCGCAGAUGAUGAUUUGGCCGUGGCUCAGGUUCGCUUAGGUGCACUCUUCCUCGAUCAGGGCGACGUCCCAACUGCUAUGAAGUACUUCGAUUUGGCAGCCCGACAUGGACACCUUGAAGCUUACUACUACCUGGCCGAGCUUGCACACCACGGUGUUGGCCGCGAUAAGUCCUGCCAUGUUGCUUCUGCAUACUACAAGAUUGUAGCCGAGAAGGCAGAACUCAUCUCGACAUCCUUCCCUGAGGCAAACGAGGCGUACGGCAACGGAGAUCUUGAGACGGCAUUAGUCCGUUACAUGAUGGCUGCCGAGCAGGGCUUUGAGGUCGGACAGGCUAACGUGGCGUAUCUGCUCGACCAGGUCAAGCCGAAGUUCACUCUUAGCUCGCUCAUUCCGUUCGUGCAGAAAAAGGCGAGUCUUGCCAGUGACGCCGUCCUGGCUUUGAUCUACUGGACCCGCUCGGCCGAGCAGAAGAACGUUGACUCGAUGGUCAAGAUGGGCGACUACUAUCUCCAAGGCUUCGGAACGUCUCCGGACCGUGAGAAGGCGGCUGCGUGCUACCAAGCCGCAGCCGAGACUCUGCGCAGCGCUCAAUCGAUGUGGAAUUUAGGCUGGAUGCACGAGAACGGCAUCGGCGUUGACCAGGACUUCCAUCUCGCGAAGAGACAUUAUGACCUCGCUCUUGAGACCAACCCUCGCGAAGCGCAUCUACCAGUCCUACUAGCUCUGUAUAAACUCAGAUUCCGCAGCUGGUGGAACACCAUCACUAACGGCAAGAUCAAGUCCAUCCAGGAUGAACCUACCGUCAAGAAAGACUUCUCCCUCUCUGAAUGGAUAAGCGCCUUCCUCGAUGCCGAGCUCGCUGGCUGGGAUGACUACGAGCCCGAUGACUAUGAAGACCACAUCGACGGCGGCGACGGCUACUACGGCGAUGAAAUCGAUUCCGACAUUCUUGAAUCGCUUGUCAUUCUUGCACUCAGUGGCGCGCUUGCAUUCUUGUUGUAUUACCGCGCGCAGAGACAGAGGAGACAGGAGGAGGAGAGACAGAGACAACAAUUGCAACAUCUCCAGGCUAAUGGAUUAGCACCUGUUGCGCCGGCUGCUGCUGCUCCUGCGGCGCCUGCGAGGCAGGACCAGGGGUUCCAGCCAAAUGAUAUGUUCUGGGCCGGCGGUGGUGCUGGUCUAUAA